AUGAUCAUGACGAUUGUGCCUCGUGCCAUUGGCUCGUUGGCUGCUUUUGGGAGAAUCCAAGACUAUCUUGUCCAGCUUGGUAGAGCUGAUGAGAGAUACUUGUUCAAGACAGAUACCAAGCAUGAUAAGUCUUUACCAGCGAUUUGCUUUGAAGCUGUCACUGUCCAGUCUCAUUCAUCAUCGCACCCAGUUCUACAAACGAUCAAUUUCACCGCGAAUAAAGGCUCAAUAGUCAUCUGCGCUGGAGCUGUUGGAAGCGGAAAGACGAUCGUUGCCCGGUGCAUUCUAGGCGAAAUCCCAACGUCAAGUGGGACAAUCUCCGUGUCCACCAAGCGGAUUGCUUACUGCGAACAAUCGCCCUGGUUGCCGAGUGGAACUCUGAAGGAAACGGUUUGUGGCUUUGGAAAGUUCGAACCUAGCUGGUAUAAGCAUGUUGUCAGGCUUUGCUGCCUUGAUGAGGACAUCUCAGCCUUCCCGCUCGGGGACGAUACUUUGAUUGGGAGCCGGGGUAUGAAGCUCUCUGGAGGUCAAAGACAGCGGCUGGCACUCGCCCGCGCUGUAUAUGCUCGGUGCGAAAUUGUGCUUCUGGACGACAGCUUCUCGGCUCUAGAUCACAACACUGAGGGAAAGGUCGUUUCCAAUCUUCUGGGAACCCAUGGCCACUUCCGUAAGACAGGUGCUACAGUCUUCUUAAUUGCCAACUCCACCAAACACUUUAGCCUGGCGGACUCGCUGCUAGUUCUGGACAACGGAAAGGUCACAUACCAAGGGUCACCAAACGCAAUAGAUGAAGAAGCGGCGCAUUUAUGCCAGACGCAUGUCAGGGCGACAGUCGCUGAAACCAACACCGAUCUUGUUGAAUCUAGCAAGACAAUUCAGAGCCAAGCUCUAGAAGUAACUGAGGCUAUGGCUGAUCUGGGCCGAUCAACAGGAGACUUCUCACUAUAUGGUAAUGCUAGAACUCGAACGACGUGA
Messenger RNA from Fusarium musae, 975 nucleotides. RefSeq lists its product as uncharacterized. NCBI's taxonomy places the organism in Eukaryota, Fungi, Ascomycota, Sordariomycetes, Hypocreales, Nectriaceae. Gene Ontology annotation, cellular component: membrane. Gene Ontology annotation, biological process: transmembrane transport. The transcript has 3 exons. The record is from RefSeq and is a predicted model, not a curated record. The coding region runs from base 1 to 975 and encodes 324 amino acids. Gene Ontology annotation, molecular function: ATPase-coupled transmembrane transporter activity; ATP hydrolysis activity; ATP binding.